Molecule: messenger RNA, 690 nt
Organism: Asparagus officinalis (garden asparagus)
Lineage: Eukaryota; Viridiplantae; Streptophyta; Magnoliopsida; Asparagales; Asparagaceae
Exons: 1
Coding region: 1-690 (229 amino acids)
Source: RefSeq, a predicted model, not a curated record
AUGAGUGACGACAAGGUUCCCACAAAGAUCCCUCACUUCGAUGGUCUUCAUUAUGAUCAUUGGAGUGAAUUAAUGGAGAACCUUCUUCGUGCCAAAGGCUUAUGGAGUCUCGUUGAGAAUGGUUCCGAGGAACCACGUGCAGGGACAAUACUGACAGACACACAACAAGAGCAGCUGGAGAAUACCAGAAUGAAGGAUCAUAAGGUGAAACACUAUCUCUUCAGAGCUAUUGACAGAGCCAAUUUUGAGCAAGUUUUGGACAGGCGCACCUCUAAAAUUGUUUGGGACUCGCUGAAGAGAAAGUUUGGAGGGAAUGAUCUUGUGAAGAAGAGGCGCACCUCUAAAAUUGUUUGGGACUCGCUGAAGAGAAAGUUUGGAGGGAAUGAUCUUGUGAAGAAGUCACUUCUGAAUUCAUUAAGAAGAGACUUCGAGGUCCUUGCGAUGAAAGAAACAGAAACUAUUACGGAGUACUUUGCUAAAGUAAUGGAUGUUGCAAACAAAAUGAGGAGCAAUGGGGAGGAGAUGCCAGACUCAAAAGUGGUGGAGAAAGUCCUUCGAACAUUGACGGAGAGGUUUACCUAUGUGGUAGUGUCCAUUGAAGAAUCAAAAGACACUGGUUCGAUGUCCAUUGAUGAACUUCAAAGUUCUUUGGUUGUUCAUGAGCAAAAGUUUAAAAGAACCAGCAUAUAG